Molecule: messenger RNA, 906 nt
Organism: Cryptosporidium ubiquitum
Lineage: Eukaryota; Apicomplexa; Conoidasida; Eucoccidiorida; Cryptosporidiidae
Exons: 1
Coding region: 1-906 (301 amino acids)
Biological process (GO): maturation of SSU-rRNA
Molecular function (GO): rRNA small subunit aminocarboxypropyltransferase activity
Source: RefSeq, a predicted model, not a curated record
AUGAAAUCUAUAAAUAAUAACUCUCAAGUAGAAACUGAUUUCGCCUCUGAAUUCAUUUCAGAAACAGAUUCAGAUGCUGAUUCUAAAUCCGAAUGUGGAAAGGAAACAGUAAUAAAGAAAGCGAGCAAUGAGGAAGAAAAGGAGGAGGAAAAUGAGGAUGAGGAGAAGGAAGAAGAAGAAGAAGAAGAAGAAGAGGUAGAAGAAGAGGUAGAAGAUGAGGAAGAAGAUGAGGAAGAAGAAGAGGGAGAAGAACCUGUAAUUAAAAUAGGGCUUUGGGAUUUCUGCCAAUGCGAUAUAGCGAGAUGUAGUGGAAGAAAACUUUUGAGGUUCAAUUAUGCAAGAAAGCUCCAAUAUAGCAGUAAUUAUGCGAGAAAGUGGCCCGGAAUUAUAUUAAGCCCCAGAGCAAAGAAGAAGAUUUCAAUGGAAGAUUUACCUUUAAUAUUGAAAGGAGGAGUAGGAGUAAUUGAUUGUUCUUGGAAUAAAAUUGACCAGGUGCCUUUUCAUAAGAUACAUAAUGGGAAUGAAAGACUUCUUCCAUUUCUAGUAGCAGCAAAUUCUACCCACUAUGGAAGACCUUACGAGCUUUCUUGUGCUGAGGCAAUCUCAGCUUGUCUGUUCUUUUUUGGAUUCCCAAAACAAGCUGAGAAGGUUCUUGGAAUCUUUAAAGGUGGACACCACUUUCUAGAACUUAACAAGGAAGCGUUUGAUCUCUAUAGAUCUAAAGGAAUAAAUAGCCAAUCAAUAAUUAAUGCUGAACAAGACUUUAUUGACAAGUAUAUGAGCAAGCAACAGCAAAAAGAGUCUAGAGACUAUGACUCUCUCUUUUCCUCUUCUUACGAAGAAGAUGAUGAUGAUGAUGAUGAGGAGGAGGAGGAGGAGGAGGAGGAGGAGGAGCUGAAUCUCUAA